This is a messenger RNA of Cadophora gregata, 1089 nucleotides long. RefSeq lists its product as uncharacterized. The transcript is spliced from 2 exons. Bases 489 to 959 code for a protein of 156 amino acids. The record is from RefSeq and is a predicted model, not a curated record. NCBI's taxonomy places the organism in Eukaryota, Fungi, Ascomycota, Leotiomycetes, Helotiales, Ploettnerulaceae.
UGAAGCCUAUAGGAGUACGUCCUUCGUAAAUUGAAGUUCACCAAAGUACAGUACUAAGAGUCUUGAAUAUUUCAUGUCAAGCAACAAGUUUAUUGAUCGCAUUUAAGGGCCUAUCAGACACAGAUUUGAGAUGAGACUCUCCUCUCUUGGAGGACUUUAGGUGGAUGAAAAUAAACUAGAUACCAGACUACUCGCUGCGUUGCCCCUCAAGGUCAAUGAGAACCAUGAUGGUUACAGGAGCGAUGAGAAUGCGAAUGCCGGGAGGAAUGUGCCAACUGGGGAUGAGAUUAGCAAUAACCAUCCAGACUGUCCGAGAACUCCCUCUUCGAUAUCCGAUUAAGGACUUCCAAAAAGUAUAAGAAGGCCAAUGUCUGCCUUCAGAAAAUUGAAAUUCAAGCACUUCUCAUUCCAUACAGAAUAGCAAGUCUGCCACAUCCAAAAGAAAGCAUCCAACCUCUUCCACUUUUCACAGGUUCACAUUUUCCAAAAUGAAAUUCACUCCUAUCACUUCGGUUGCCCUCAUGGCCCUCACUCUUGUCAAUCCUGGCUCCGCCAGCAUCGGAAAGGCCGCCAGUUUGGCUUGCGAUCUCUUCUGCGACGGAAUUGCCUCGCUAUUCAUCGAAAUUUUCACCAAGCGUGAUCUGAACGGCAACCUGGUACCAAUGGAAGAGCGCUCUUAUAUCAAGGGCAAGCGCCAGUCUACCCCUGGUGUUCCGCAAGAAGAGUUUGAGCGCUGCCAUAAUGAUUUGGCGGGCCUGACUGUCACGGUCACAAGCCCCGCUGCUGGACAGGUUCAAUUCGAUGACGUGCCUGCAAGCUGCAUGAACCUUGCUACAGUGCUCGUCGGAGACCCAGUUGAGGGACCAUACGUUCAGCCAUGUGGCUCAGCAUGCCUCUCCUACUACGAUCUCACAGAGCAGCAAUUCAACGAUCUUGUUGCUGCGCUCCAAGCCAUCUAGAUCAAUUCAUUGGCAGCAUAAUCUGUUGGGAGAUGAGAGGAGAAGGAAUGGGAAGUGCUCGAGGGAGGAAAUUGGGCGGAGCAGGCUUUGGAGCAGAUUGGGGUUGCAACAUUGUUAUUAGUUUCCAAGC